Molecule: messenger RNA, 555 nt
Organism: Prunus armeniaca (apricot)
Lineage: Eukaryota; Viridiplantae; Streptophyta; Magnoliopsida; Rosales; Rosaceae
Source: the annotation of a GenBank genome assembly
AUGGCGUGUGGGUCCUCCUCCUACUCCUCCCGCUCUGUCUCCAGAGCCAACAAUUUCUCCAUAUCCUGCUUCUCCAGUUCACUCUCCAGCACGCCAUCACCUGAAGUAAUCAUCUCCCCCCAGCACCAUCCAAGGUACCUCCACAUCCUCGUCCAUGUCCAUACCGCGGUUCUGGAAUUCCUCCAAGCUCCUCACCAACUUCUCAUCUUAAACCUACUGUUCCUCCUAGUUAUGCACCUAAUGGUUCCCCUUACUCGCCUUCUGCGAGUCCUUAUACGAGUCCCUCAUCUCAAUUCCUCCAAGCUGAAUCGCUGGUUGAGAUUCAGUUCAGGUUUUCCUAAAACAAACAUAACACUUAGUGAGUUUGACGGGAUAGUGUUGGACUACCCACGGCAACGUGCCACGCCUGAAACCUUGGAAAUUGGCAGAGAUCCAGAGGCUAUCGAAACAGCAAGGGGAAGGCAACUGCAUUUUUUCCACCAGUACCAGGUUGUUUGUAGGAAGCUCCCUACGGCAUUUGAUGAGCUCCCUAAGAUUUACGGAAUGAAGCUCUAG